AGUAAAUAAACAUGGCCGACGAAGAGGACUCGUCGCAGGACCCCGCCGCGGGUCCUCCGCGGUCGAGCUCUCAGAGGGGCCGGAUUCACUCCGUGUCGUUCUCCGAGAGCGUCCCGCCGGCCGUCGGAAUGGUUAGCCAGCUACUCACCCAGCCGUCGUCGCUCAAGUUCGACAAGAACAUCAAGCAGGCCUUCUACAACACCGGGGCCAUGAUCUUCGUGGCUAUCUGCUGCGGGGCGGCGGUGCUGGUCUACUUCAUCCUCGAGGCCUUCCUCCGGCCGCUUCUCUGGGCCGUGUUGUGCGGCACCUUCCUCCACCCCUUCAAGCACUCCCUCGCCCGGCUCGGACGCUCGUGGCUCGGCGGCCUCCAGGACUCCGGGACGCCCGUCAUAGUGGGAACUCUGCUGGUGCCGGUGUGGUGCGUCAACCACGCGGUGGAGCUGAUGGGCCGGCAGGUGCUGGAGAAGCUCCCGCUGCUGCUGGCCGUCGGAGCCGGAACGCCGCUGCUCUACGUGCUCUACCUGUCGUGGAGCGUCGUCGGCAUGCAGGUGCUUCUCGGCCACCUGUGGGGGAUCAUAGCGGCGGGGCUGGACUGUUUCCGCGCCGUGUGGGUUUGCACAGUGGUGGUCGGCUACUUGUUGGCGGUCUGCUUUAAGUGGAGCCCUCACACCGAAGGCUACUUGAGGUCCGCCGCCUUGCCCGUGUGGACCACUUUGCUUUUCUACAUUGUGUCUUUGACGGGCUCGUGGAGGGUUCCUUUAUUCGUGGUGGUGUCGCUGCUGCUCAUUGCGGGCUCCCAAGAGAAGCCCCCCGUCCCUGGCGGAGGUGAGCUGCCCGGGCGGGUGUUGUCAUUUGCUGCUAACACGAUUUUCAUGGCCAUCUCCUGUGGAAGCCAACACUCCAAAACUGAGCCUACUGAAGGAUGCGCCGCAGAUGGCAGCGAUUCAGUGGGCAACGUCAUUGGCACCCCAGGUUUCCCUCAGAGCUCCAGAAGAGUGCCAUCCGGUCUCUUCCAGAAGAAGUCCUCCCGCCGGGCCAGCGACAUCUACUUCAUCCUGCUGGUGUGGGCCAUAGUCCUCGUCCAGAUCUGGCUCAACUUGUGGGUCCUCCAGCUCUUGCCCAUCCCCGUGGCAGUGUGGGUGAUGAAGAAGCUGGUGGUCCAUUUUGGCUUGAAGAGCUUCGCGGCGAGGACUCUGACCUCGUGGUGGGCCGUGCUGGAGAAGUUCGGGCGGGAACGAGAGGACGCUCUGCUGCCGGGUCCGAUCAAAGGCUUGGCUCACUUCUUACUGCGUAUCGACACAAAGUUUCUGCAUGGAUGUAGGAGGAGGCAUCCGUUUGAGAUGGCGGUGUGGUUGGAGCGCUCGCUGGAUAAAAUCAUCAGCAUCUUCAUCAUCAUCCUCCUGGUGGCCGGGACGCUCCUCAUGGGGCUGCUGCUCACAGCCAUGGUUCACCACGAGAGCGCUCACAUCAUCGAGGUCACCAGUAAUCUCAUCAACGAGACGGUCUCCAACCACCCAGAAUGGGCAAACUUGCUACCUGAAACUCGCGUGGUCCAGAAGGCUUUGAAUUCGGCGGCCACAAACGUCUACGAGCACGGGAGGGAGUGGAUCACGCAAAAACUCCACAAGAUGUUAGGAGACAAAGUGAACCACACGGACGUGAUCGAGAAGCAGGUUCUGGAGCUUUGGGACCGACUCUACCACUCGUGGUUUGUGAAGAACGUGACCCACUCCGGUCGCUCUCGUGGUCCCAAGUUGAACAUCCAGAGAGCGAACAGCUGGCUGGUGGACAUCCUGGACUGGAAGGACGUGGCCUCCUUUCUUCAGGAGAAUAUUGAGACUUUGUGGUCUAUUCUGGAGUCUCUCUGGGUGGUGAUGAGCAGGAACGUUGGCCUCCUCAUCUCCACCACCACUACGCUGCUCACCGUCUUGUUUCACAGCGGGACGGCGCUGCUCAACUUCGUCCUCAGCCUGGUGAUCUUUUUGACCACGCUGUUCUACCUGCUGAGCUCCAGCGGAGAAUACUACAAACCUGUCAAGUGGGUCAUCAGCCUGACCCCCCUGUCGCAGCCGGGACCUUCGUCCAACAUCAUCGGGCAGUCUGUGGAGGAGGCCAUCAGAGGCGUGUUUGACGCCUCUUUGAAGAUGGCGGCCUUCUACGGCCUGUACACUUGGCUCACUCACACCAUCUUCGGCAUCAACGUGGUCUUCAUUCCUUCCGCCCUGGCCGCCAUCUUGGGCGCGGUGCCCUUCCUGGGCACGUACUGGGCGGCCGUGCCCGCCGCGUGCGACCUGUGGCUGGCGCAGGGCGAAGGCGUCAAGGCCGCCCUGCUGCUCGUCUGCCACCUGCUGCCGACCUACUUCGUGGACACGGCCAUCUACUCGGACAUCUCGGGGGGGGGUCACCCGUACCUGACGGGCUUGGCAGUGGCGGGCGGCGCCUACUAUCUGGGUCUGGAGGGCGCCAUCAUCGGGCCCAUCCUGCUGUGCAUCCUGGUGGUGGCGGCCAACAUCUACAGCGCCAUGCUGAUGAGCCCCAACUCGGCGGCCCCCACCCCCAUCCAGGCGGGCUGGCCCCAGCCCGGGGACAGGCCUUUGUCCGAAUCGACACCCUCCGUCCUGAAAAAAAACAACAGUGAGUGACGGUGGACUAACGGAAAGGCGCCCGGCUCGCCUCGACCGUUCCUUCCUCCCUCCCGUGCGGCUCCGGCGAGACGGCGUAACGAGGAAGGCGACGCCCCGGCCGCUCACCCGCAACGCCGCCCUGAACAAAACGGUGCCCGCUGGCCGUCAAAUCAAAAAGGUGGAUACGGAAUUGUUUUUAUGAUGAAACCACGCCUGUCGCACUCACCUUAAGACUCGCGUAGUCUUCGCUCACAUGUCCAAUGUGGACUUGUCCUCAUGGUCGCUCGCUUAAACACCAACAUUUGGCCAAGUUUAAGAAUUGGACAAAGUUGGACGCUUACCAUAACAAUACAAGAGAAUUAACUGGUCAUUUUAAUGUAAAAAUCAACAUAUUGUGGGAGCUUUUAGCCGUUAUCCUCUCCCCAUCAACAACUACCGUAAUUUCUCGAGUAUAAUGCGCACCCCCCAAAAAUCAGGAAAACCCUUGUACCAAUGUACAAUGCGCACCACCAAUUUGCCCCUACCCCCAUGCUCACAAUAUUAGGAAAAAUCUGUAUUUAUAUUUUGUUAGGUUUGUACUUGUAUUGUUUUUCAAAACACUGUCCCUCCAACAAUCAUUAAUAAUAAUAAUAAUAAUGCGCAUGUGCUGAUGUGGCGGUAAUAUAAUCUCGGGACAGGCCACAGGACACGCUCGUCCUGGUCCCUGUAAUUCUCAGAACAGAACCGGAAGCCAUUGAGGCGAGCUGUCGUCGCUUCGGACCGCGGCGCAACUUCCGGGUCGGCGGCGUCAUCGGCACGAGCGAUGACAUAUUUCUUUCAAAAGCAGCCGCGAAACAUUUUUUUGGGGGGGUCUUCGUUUAAGUAAAAACAAACUCACGGGGAGUCGUUUCUGAUCUUUGCUGCAGUAGCAACUAGCAUGCUACGCUAAUAUUAAUAAAAUGCAAGCUCCCGGAGGAGCUCUGAGAGCUCAGGUUGCCGUCGUAAAUAUAAAUGUGUAACACAAGACAUUGAAUAUCAUAUCGAAAUGUAUAUGUAUAUGUUCUUUAACACUCUAUGUAACUGUAACGACUAUACAAUGUGCUCGUUUUGUCAUAUUUUCCACCCAUACCUAAAUAUAAUGCACUCCAUUAACCUUUUAAAAAUAUUUUGGAAAAAUGUGCGCAUUAUUUUCGAGAAAUUACGGUAAAUACUUUUUGCCAUGGGGGAAGAAAAAAAAAAACUUUGGAGAUGCAUUUUUUAUUUUGGACUGAACGUGCUUAUUUGCACUUUUAUAAAAUUAUCUUCCGUUCGUUGCUGGAAAACUCAGCAUUAUGCUUUUACUUUGAAAUGCCCAAAGAUGAUCACGUGGUGUUUUGGUGCCAAAGAACUAUGUUGAUGUGAUGGUCGACGCGUUGACAAAGCCGCAUUUAGUAGUCAGGUGAUCGAUGCCUUCUUGUGUUAUCGAUCAUAUUUUUGGGAUGAGACCCACCCCCCCCCCCCUCCCCCACAGCAGUAGUUUUAGACUGAUUCUCGUGCGCAGGUGUCAAACUCUAGGCCCGGGGGGCCAGAUCCGGCCCUGCUACACGGUUUUAUGUGGCCCACGAAGGCAAAAAUCAUGUACGUCUACUUCCAUGAUUCAAGUUAAAAUCUGGACCAAAAUUUCAAAUGAUAACGCGGGAGAUAUUGCAAGCAUUUUUGACUUAGCAAACAUCAACAGUAGUUGAAAAACACGUAUAUUUCUGAUUCCAAAACGAGUUCAUAAAUUUAAUGUGGAAAUAUGACGAGGCGAUGGAAGGUUUGUAUGGUUUCUGUCCGAGGGAAACGGGAACGACAACCCGUGUUCUAGUGUUAAGGAUUUUACAUCUCGCACGCUUGGUCCUAUUUUCCACUGCAACAUUUGCAAGUGAAAAUCUUCUUUUGUAGGCGUUUUAAUCUUGCUGUCAUUUUGAAACGCGCUCCGAUGCUUUGGAUUUACCGUCAAAGGAUUUCACCGCCGCUGUGUCUUCAUCUGUGAGCGGACUCCUUAAAGGUCGUCCGUGCCAGCGCUCAGCGCUCGGGCUUCACUUUUUUUUUUUUUUUUUUUUUUUUUACGGCACUUUGAGUUCCGACUCUCGACGGUUUCUUAUCAUUAAUUCCAAACGCGAUCUGAUUUCUUCUCGUGGAGUAUCUGAGAUGAUCGCAAUUGCGGAACUGAGCUUUAAGCUCGAGGUCGGUCAGAAAAUUGUUUCACGUUUCAUUUUUUUCUUUGAAAGCCGGAAUAUCUUUCACAACUUAUCUUUGUCAUCGGGUUGGACAUACACAAACGAACGCGUUGAAUACUUCUACUGCUUCUAUGCCGGUUCUUUUGUGAGCGGCGGAGCAAUUUCACUCUUUUUUUUUUUUUUUUUCCCCCUUCGCUCCACUAUGUAGAGUAGGCUGCAAAAUGGCAACAACAAAAAAAAAAUCCCGUCUCUUCUAUUUCUCACUAAAAUUCUUUUAUCGCGUGUAUCAUUUUCACUCCACUAGCACUUUAAUAAGAGUACAAUUCUACAGCGCUUGUAGCCAAGUUUGUGCGGUAGAUGGUAUAGAACACGGGUGUCAAACUCAAGGCCCGGGGGCCACAUGCGGCCCGCCACGUGAUUUCAUCUGGUCCGUGAAGAAAAAUCCCGUGUAUCAACUUCCAUUAUGGAUGAUGACCAAAA
Messenger RNA from Syngnathoides biaculeatus (alligator pipefish), 5284 nucleotides. RefSeq names its product transmembrane protein 245 (gene tmem245). Lineage: Eukaryota; Metazoa; Chordata; Actinopteri; Syngnathiformes; Syngnathidae. The record is from RefSeq and is a predicted model, not a curated record. Bases 12 to 2642 code for a protein of 876 amino acids. The transcript has 18 exons.